GGAGGCUUGGGUGGUCGGCGAAAGGGGCCAUUGCUAAAGUUGAGCGAUAUGAGUGGGAAUGCAACAGAGGACUCAAAGAGGAAGGGUCCAGGCUCGGCAGGGGCACAGCCACUUAACAGUGGGCCAGGUCGAAAGCUCGCGCCUCCAGGUCGCCUGGCAGUGGCAUCAAAAGGCGGCACGAUGAGUUCUGCUUUCUCCAGCUACUCGAAAAUUGUCGAUCCGUCUGGCCGACUGAACUUUGGCGGAAAAGCGAUUCUCCAUGCCUCUGGGGUUGAGUUUGGGAACGGAGUGACAUUCAAUAUCAACAUGGAUGAUCUUCAGUUGCUAGAUGAGUUAGGUCGUGGGAACUACGGAACUGUGCGGAAAGUCAGGCAUACACGUACCAAAGUUGAGAUGGCAAUGAAGGAGAUUCGCCUCGAACUCGAUGAUCCAAAAUUGAAAGCGAUCAUUACGGAGCUCGACAUCCUACAUCGAGCCACAGCACCGCAAAUUGUCGAGUUCUACGGUGCAUUCUUCAUCGAAGGGUGUGUCUAUUACUGCAUGGAGUACAUGAACCCCGGAAGUCUGGACAAGCUAUACUACGGAGAAGGAAGCGUACCGGAAGAUGUCUUGGCGAGAAUUGCAAACAACAUGGUUAAAGGGCUGCGGUUCCUGAAGGACAAACUGAAUAUCAUUCACCGAGACGUAAAACCGACAAACGUAUUAGUCAAUCGCAAAGGCGAGAUCAAGCUAUGCGAUUUUGGCGUGUCCGGUCAACUGGAAAAGAGUCUAGCAAAGACCAACAUUGGGUGUCAAAGCUAUAUGGCGCCCGAACGCAUCAAGGGCGAGUCCCAAAAUAACUUGGCGACCUACACAGUCGCAUCGGAUGUGUGGUCCCUGGGCCUUUCAAUAGUGGAGCUCACCAAGGGCGGCUACCCAUACCCCCCCGAGACAUACUCGAACGUAUUUGCGCAACUACAAGCCAUCGUACACGGCGACCCACCCACAUUACCGCUUGAGUAUUCGGAAACUGCCAAGGAUUUUGUCGCUCGCUGUCUCGAGAAAGUGCCAGGGCGAAGAGCCACUUACUCGGAGCUGCUCGAGCACCAGUUCCUUCGCGAUGACGUGAUGCGCGGCGACUUGGUCGACAUGGCUGCCUGGGUCGAGCGCUCCUUGGCUGAAAGAAGUAAAAUGAAAGAAGACGCACAAGUCAAGACGCCUGUAUGACUAUACAUAUUCUCAUCCUUCCAAGUAGUAACGAAUCAGAC
Messenger RNA from Tilletiaria anomala UBC 951, 1247 nucleotides. RefSeq names its product MAP kinase. The record is from RefSeq and is a predicted model, not a curated record. Gene Ontology annotation, molecular function: ATP binding; MAP kinase kinase activity. Gene Ontology annotation, biological process: MAPK cascade; cellular hyperosmotic response; protein phosphorylation. The transcript has 4 exons. NCBI's taxonomy places the organism in Eukaryota, Fungi, Basidiomycota, Exobasidiomycetes, Georgefischeriales, Tilletiariaceae. The coding region runs from base 181 to 1206 and encodes 341 amino acids.